AUGUUGAAACAACAACAGCCCAGCUCCGGCGGCCGAAAAACCUCCAACGGGACUCCGGGCCCCGCCAGUAUGUCGUCCACGGCCAGUGGGAUCAACAACAGAGCACAGGUUGGGAGGUGAGUGAAAUUAGGACGUCCAGAUAGGAAAGGCUGAGCAUUUUCUCAUGGCUUCAAGGCCUACCGGUCAAAGCAUGUGUAGCUUGUUAAAGUGGGCAUGUCGUGGGAAAUGGGAUUUCGUUGAUGGGCCUAUGAAAAUAGAUUGCGGGUGAUUGACAAUAAAUACUUAUUGAAGCUAUUUCAAGGCACCAAAAAAAGAUAACGUAAUCUAUAAGCAGAUAAGUGGUUACUACAUGCCACGCCCACAACAUGCCACGCCCACUGCCAUUGAGUCUGCUAGCAGUGUCGCUGGCCCACACUCCAGCACAGUAGGUGGAGAUAGUGCACCAAUAAGGUUGGAUGCCACCCGCCGAAAACCCCACCGAAAGAGGCUGCUAGUUAGCUAGGGGACACCGGUGCACUAUGAGAGAAUCUCAAUUGCCUACUCCUCGCAUCCUCUGUCCUUUCACCUCGCUUCUUUCUCAAAACCCAUUGGAUGAGAAAGCCAGAGGUCCCUCCUCUCUGACCUUCUCCUCCAAUGGGUUUUGAGAAGGAGUUGAGGAGAGAGGACACAGAGUAUGAAAUUGAGAUUCUCCCAGUGUCUUUCGCCCCCGCCUGCCGAACACUGCUUUCAGGCAGCUCUGUUAACGUUACGCCAAGGGAAGUAGAUAGCUAGCAGCCUCAAUGGCAUGUAGUAACUGCGGUCCGCAGAUGGAGUUAUGAGAUAGUUGUGAAAUAGUAAGUCGUUAUUGUGAGAUAGUAAGUCGUAAUUGUGAGUCAGUAAGUUGUUAUUAUGAGAUACGUUUAGGCGAUCUGUAUCACAUGCUGUAUCACAACACUUUGCAUCAGGCCCGCCUCAACUUUCAAGGAUAACCUUAUGGAUAUCCUAUAGUCAAUCACACAGUGUGUACGCGCGAGAGUUAUUGUUCCGUAUUAAUGGAUUGGAGAGUUUUGUUGAUGUGAGUUGGUGCAUGUUUGACAUCUGCUUGACAUCAGAUUUAAUUCAUUAAUUCAAUUAAAUCCAUUAAAAGGGCAAUCUGGUGUUGGUACAUCACAUUUUUAUACAGUAUAGCUAUUGUUUCUUGAAGUAUGGAAGCCCGUUCCUGCCACCCCUCCCAAACAAAUCUGACUUACUAUAAUAGUAAGUCAUAAUUAUGAGAGAGUACUGUAAGUCAUAGAUUUAGGCAUUUUUAAACACCUUUAACUGCCAUUUCCUGCAAUCUACAGCCCAAAAAAUAUUGUAUUAGGGUGUGGUGCCUGGUCUUAAAUGGUGACAAAUAAAAACAAUUGUAUUUACAUUUACUUCAUUUAUGUAUUUACAUAAUGGCGCAGCCAGUCCACAAGGUGGUGCAGCGCCCCUCUUUCAUUCUUUGGGGAGAACCCUGCAAUAGCUGUAUAUUAAAGGUCCUGAACAGUGAAAAUCAUGUUUUUCAUCAAAUUGGAUGAUAUUUGGAUAAAACCAGUUGAAAGUAGGGUGACCUAAGUAUGAAAAAUGACUGUAGCUGGUACAUUGAUAAAGUUAUUGGUCCCCUCCUCCCAUGUCAAACGCUUGGAUUCAGGAGGCAGGCAUUACCAUCGAUUUUAAAUGUACGCCAAUGUAAAUAUGUACCGCCUUAAAGGAAAAUUCCACCCAAAACCACUCAUUCCUAUAAUAAGUCGCUCUGGAUAAGAGCGUCUGCUAAAUGACGUAAAUGUAAUUCCUAUAAUUUACAGUUUUACGUAACACUAAUAUGUGAGAACAAUAUUUUUUGUGAACAAAUGUUUCAUAUUGUCGUUAUAAUAGGGUUGGUAGCAACAUGGGAAAAUCAUUGUGGAAAUCUGUUAGACCCUCUGUUAAAUUAAACAUUUCUCGAGGUAGGAAUAUCACAAAAAUAUGAUAAAUGGCUCAUUCAAGAGAAGACAACCUCCUGCGUUAUGACAUAGGCAAGUAUUUAAAUCUGACAUGUAUGAUAUACGUUUUCGAGAUCUAAAAGUCGUAUUCCUAUUAACUUUCAGCGUAGUGAGAGCGGCUUUAUCGCAAUGCUAUGGCAUACCGGCCAAAUUUCUGCCUGCUUGAACAGCAAUAGCUCAGAUAAACAUGAAAUGACCCAGGGAAUUGAUAGAACAUCGCUCAGAGAUGCACAAAAACAAUAUAACAUUCAAAAUGGGUGAAUCUUUACUUUAAAACCGUCAUCACGUGUGCCUAUACCUUGCUUUGUUGGAUAAAACCCACUGAGUCGAUGAUGGUUGCGAAAGCCUUUGAGUGGGUCUGUGGACUUCUCCAUGUGAAUAUUGAAGUCACCAAAAAUGUGCCUUAUCUGCCAUGACUAUAAGAUGCAAUAGGAAUUCAUUGAACUCAGUGAGGAACGCUGUAUAUUGCCCAGGAGGCCUGCAUAGAUUUCAUGACUAGAACCUCAAAAAAUGAAAAAGCUGUUGUUUUUAUAAAUAUAAAUUUGCUCUCACAAAUGUUAGUAACACCUCUGCCUUUUGAGGGAUGUGCUGGGGGAUAUGGUCACUAGUGUAACCAGGUGGAGAGGCCUCAUUUAACUCAUCGGGCUUAAGCCAUGUUUCAGUCAAGCCAAUCACAUCAAGUUUAUGAUCAGUGAUUAGUUCAUUGACUAUGACUGCCUUGGAAGUGAGGGAUCUAACAUUAAGUAGUCCUAUUUUGAGUUGAGGUAUUAUCACAGUCUCGUUAAAAAAUGACAGGGAUGGAGGAGGUCUUUAUUCCAGUGAGAUUGCUAAGGCGAACACCGCCAUGUUUAGAUUUUCCCAACCUAGAUCGAGGCACAGACACGGUCUCAAUGGGGAGCACUAAGCUGACUGUGCUAGUGGCAGACUCCACUAAGCUGGCGGGCUGGCUAACAGCCUGCUACCUGGCCUGCAGAGGAGUUAGAGCCCUGUCUAUGUUGACAGGUAAGAUGAGAGCUCCCCUCCAGCUAGGAUGGAGUCUGUCACUUCUCAGCAGGCCAGGCUUGGUCCUGUUUGUGGGUGAGUCUCAGAAAGAGGGCCAAUUAUCUACAAAUGUAAUCUUUUGGGAGGGUCAGAAAACAGUUUUCAACCAGUGAUGUUGUGAGACUGCUGUAGAGCUCAUCACUCACUCUAAAUGGCUAAUUUACAGGCUGAAGUUAUAUUGCACUUGGUGACAUCAAUGUUUUUGGGGGGUGGGCAGGAACGGACUUCCAUAGGCUUUCAUAUUGAAGAAUGUGUAACUUAGAAAUGCCUCAUGAGCAAUGGUCUUACCCCAUCAGAACCCAACAUAUAAGCUUGUUUUAGUCCAUUGUUUGUAAACAAUGUAAUUAUUAACAGAUACUCUAAAUUAUAUUAAAAUUAACAUUUAAGAAAACCACCAAAAAGCAACUACAGUACCUUCAGAAAGUAUUCAAACCCAUUGACUUAUUCCACAUUUUGUUGCGUUACAGCCUGAAUUCAAAAUGAAUUUAAAAAAAAAUAUCUCACCCAUCUACACACAAUAACCCAUAAUGCCAAAGUGAAAACAUGUUUUUAGAAAUGUUUUCAAAUUUAUUGAAAUUGAAAUACAGAAAUACACUACAUGGCCAAAAGGAUGUGGACACCCCUUGACAUUAGUGGAUUUGGCUAUUUCAGCCACACCCGUUGCUGACAGGUGUAUAAAAUCGAUCACACAGUCAAGCAAUGGCCAUAGACAAACAUUGGCAGUAGAACUGAAGAGCUCAGUGACUUUCAACGUGGCACUGCAUAGGAUGCCACCUUUCCAACAAGUCAGUUUGUCAAAUUUCUGCCCUGCUAGAGCUGUCCCGGUCAACUGUAAGUGUUGUUAUUGUGAAGUGGAAAUGUCUAGGAGGAACAAUGGCUCAGCCGCGAAGUGGUAGGCCACACAAGCUCACAGAACGAGUGCUGAAGCGCGUAGCGCGUAAAAUACAUCUGUCCUCGGUUGCAACACUCACUACUGAGUUCCAAACUGCCUCUGGAAGUAAUGUCAGCACAAUAACUGUUCGUCAGGAGCUUCAUGAAAUGGGUUUCCAUGGCCGAGCAGCCGCACACAAGCCUACGAUCACCAUGCACAAUGUCAAGCGUUGGCUGAAGUGGUGUAAAGCUCGCCACCAUUGGACUCUGGAGCAGUAGAAACGCAUUCUCUGGAGUGAUGAAUCACGUUUCACCAUCUGGCAGUCCGAUGUACGAAUCUGGGUUUGGCGGAUGCCAGGAGAACGCUACCUGCCCGAAUUCAUAGUGCCAACUGUAAAGUUAGGUGUUGGAGAAAUAAUGGUCUGGGGCUGUUUAUCAAGGUUCGGGCUAGGCACCUUAGUGCCAGUAAAGAGAAAUCUUAACGCUACAGCAUUCAAUGACAUUCUAGACGUUUCAGUGCUUCCAACUUUGUGGCAACAGUUUGGGGAAGGCCCUUUCCUGUUUCAGCAUGACAAUGCCCCUGUGCACAAAGCGAGUUCCAUACAAAAAUGGUGUGGAAGAACUUGACUGGCCUGCACAGAGCCCUGACCUCAACCCCAUCGAACACCUUUGGGAUGAAUUGGAACGCUGAGUGCGAGCCAGGCCUAAUCGCCUAACAUCAGUGCCCGACCUCACUUGUGGCUGAAUGGAAGCAAGUCCCGCAGCAAUGUUCCAACAUCUAGUGAAAAACCUUUCCAGAACAUUGGAGGCUGUUAUAGCUGAAAAGGGGGGGGACCAACUCUAUAUUAAUGCCAAUGAUUUUGGAAUUAGAUGUUCGACGAGCAGGUGUCCACAUACUUUUGCUAUGUAAUGUAUCUCAUUUACAUAAGUAUUCACACCCCUAAGUCAAUACAUGUUAGAAUAGAAUCACCUUUGGCUGCGAUUACAGCUGUGAGUCUUUCUGGGUACGUUUCUAAGAGCUUUGCACACCUGGAUUGUACAAUAUUUGCACAUUUAUUCUUUAAAGAAUUCUUCAAGCUCUGUCAAGUUGGUUGUUGAUCAUUGCUAGACAGCCAUUUUCAAGUCUUGCCAUAGAUCUUCAAGCCAGUUUAAGUCAAAACUGUAACUAGUAGGGCUGACCCCAUUUGGUCGAUUGUUUGGUCGAUAGGCUGUUGUAGACUGAGAUUUCUUUAGUCAAGCAGUCGCAAAACACAUUUUUCAUGGUGCACAAGGCACCUGUCUAAUUCGCGCCUGUCUCAGUGGACUAAUCCAUUGUGGAGGCCACGGGGAUGGCACAGUCCAUCACUCUUAAGACAUGUUAUACUGAAAUUGUAUAUGGUUAUAUUAUGUAAAAAUAAUGUUGCAACACUAAUAAAUCUGCUAAUAUUUUAUAACAAAUGAACUUUCUCCCGCGCUGGAUAUGGUUGCUGUUCCCGGUCCUGAAACAAUCUUGGCUCCUUUCCCUAUGUUGCUAUGGGCAUGGUAGCAAAAUUAAGCAGCAUAUUGGGAUUGAGAACAAUGAGGCGGAUGCAGCAGAGAUGAGAAAACAGCCCUUGCUUUAAACCCUAUUAGGACAGGAUUAUUUUUAUUGGGGGUGGUCGGGUAAUGUAAUUAUGUGUACAAGCACAAAACACCACAUCUGUGAUUUUAGUCCGGUCCGAAUCUGCCAUGUCAGUAAUUUUGUACAUGGCAGGAGAGUAACAAUUCUAGCCAGAAUAACCUACCUUUUUUUUUGGCAAACUCCAAAGUCCUCUGAUAAUACUAGUCCCGUGCGAAUCAACAUCCCUGGGUUUUGAGAGAAAUAUCUGAGUUUGACAGAUGUUGCUCACGGUUUGAGCAAGAACAAUAACUGAUUUGAUAAAUUGAACAAAGUGCUGCGCAUAGCCUAUAUAUGAAGGGCCUACAUGUAUCAUCUUUCACAGUGAAUGCUUUUGCAUAUGAAUUGAAUAUUGCCAAAUGCAUCAGCAAAACAUUGCGCCUAUUUAAUGUAACCAUUGCUGUCAAUAGAUCGCAAAGCAGCAUACAACUGACCUAAACGUUUGGAAAUGAUAAAUUCACUUUCGCAUCCAUAGCCUUAAAACGCAUCUCAAGUGCAAGUUUAGCACACAUCUGAAGGCUGGGGGGCAUUUAGGACGUCUACUGUGGAUCGCUAAAAUAUCCUAAUGAUUAUGAGCACACUUCCUCAAUUCGAAUAUUAUGGCAACACUAUACUAAAGAUGGUUUUGUAUGGUUUAGAAUCUUGGGAAUCAAGCUCUAGUUAUCAGUGUAGCCCUGUUAUCACCUGGACUUGUUGAAAUAUCUUCACGCCUAGAAAAAAACAUCCAGGCUUCCAUCAUAACUGUCAAUUUAUAAAAUUACAGGGGGCAGUUUGGGGAAAAAAACUAAUCCUGUCCUUAUCGGCCUAUGGAUUAACAGACAUUCUGGGGUAAUAAUUACAUAACCAACGUUUUCUAGUAAUACUAGUCCCGUGCGAAUAAGGCUUAGCCUAAUUGUCAAAGAAAAUUGAGGAGAGAGCAUAAAUCCCAACCUAAUUAGUUCUAUAAUCAAUAGCGUAACUGUUAAAUGUGCCUGCCUUUAUAAAUCAUCCAUAUCUACAGAAAUAAGACAGAUCUUCCUUCAGUUGCCUGUUUGAGUGUUUGUUUAAUAGUCUACUGGUUCCGUGAGCACCAAGCCUCAUGCAAUAGCAAAAUGUCGGAUAAAGCAAUAUCACAGAUUUGGCUGUUUUUAUUCUUUGCUAUGCUGUAAUAAAGGCUUUAUAAAAAAAAAUCACUAGAACAGACUGGUAUUUCUUAUAAUUUAUUUAGUGUUUACACUGUUCCAAACAGGCAGAAAAAUAAUAUUGUAAUCUAACAGCACCUGUUUGUCAAGGAUCUCUCUGUACUUUGCUCCGUUCAUCUUUCCCUCGAUCCUGACAAGGGUUUUUCUUUAUUUUUACAUAAAAAAGUAGCACAAUAAAAUGACAGUAAUGAGGCUAUAUACAGGGGGUACAGGUACCGAGUCAAUGUGAGGGGGUACAGGUUAAUCGAGGUAAUUUGUACAUGUAGGUAGGUUGAAAGUGACUGCAUAGAUAAUGAACAGCAAGUAGCAGCAGUGUAAAAACAAAGGGGGGGGGCUUAAUGCAAAUAGUCCAGGUGGCCAUUUUAUUAAUUGAUCAGCAGUCUUAUGGCUUGGGGGUAGAAGCUCUUAAGGAGCCUUUUGGACCUAGACUGGGUGCUCCGGUACCGCUUGCCUUGCGGUAGCAGAGAGAACAGUCUAUGACUUUGGUGACUGGGGUCUUUGACUAUUUUUUGGGUCUUCCUCUGAUACCGCCUAGUAUAUAGGUCCUGGAUGGCAGGAAACGAGGCUCCAGUGUUGUAUUGGGCCGUACGCACUACUCUCUGUAGCGCCUUACGGUCAGAAUUCCGAGCAGUUUUCAUACCAGGCGGUGAUGCAACCGGUCAGGAUAAUCUCGAUGGUGCAGCUGUAGAACUUUUUGAGGAGCUGGUGACCCAUGCCAAAUCUUUUCGGUCUCCUGAGGCGUUGUCGUGUCCUCUUCACGACUUUCUUGGUGUGGUUGGACCAUAAUCUAUUGUUGGUGAUGUGGACACCAAGGAACAUAACUCUCGACCUGCUCCACGACAGCCCUGUCGAUGUGAAUUGGGGCGUGUUCAGCCCUCCUUUUCCUGUAGUUCACAAUCAUCUCCUUUGUCUUGCUCACGUUGAGGGGUGAAGUUGUUGUCCUGGCACCACACUGCCAGGUGUCUGACGUCCUCCCUAUAGGUUGUCUCAUCAUUGUCGGUGAUCAUGUUGUGUUGCCAGCAAACUUUAUGAUUGUGUUGGAGUCGUGCUUGGCCACGCAGUUGUGGGUGAACAGGGAGUACAGGAGGGGACUAAGCACGCACCCCUGAGGGGCCCCUGUGUUGAGGAUCAGCAUGGCAGAUGUGUUGUUGCCUACCCUUACCACCUGGGGGUUGCCCGUCAGGAAGUCCAGGAUCCAGUUGCAGAGGGAGGUGUUUAGUCCCAGGGUUCUUAGCUUAGUGAUGAGCUUUGUGGGAACUGUGGUGUUGAACGCUGAGCUGUAGUCAAUGAACAGCAUUCUCACAUUAGGUGUUCCUUUUGUUCAGGUGGGAAAGGGCAGUGUGAAGUGCGAUUUGAGAUUGCGUCAUCUGUGGAUCUGUUGGGGCGGUAUGCGAAUUGGAGUGGGUCUAGGGUUUCCGGGAUGAUGGUGUUUAUGUGAGCCAUGACCAGCCUUUCAAAGCACUUCAUGGCUACCGACGUGAGUGCUACAGGGCGGUAGUCAUUUAGGCAGGUUACCUUCCCUUUCUUGGGCACAGGGACUAUGGUGGUGUGCUUGAAACAUGUAGGUAUUACAGACUCGGUUAGGUAUAGGUUGAAAAUGUCAGUGAAGACACUUGCCAGUUGGUCCUCGCAUACUCUUGAGUACACGUUCUGGUAAUCCGUCUGGCCCCGCAGCCUUGUGAAUGCUGACCUGUUUAAAGGUCUUGCUCACAUCGGCUAUGGAGAGCGUGAUCACACAGUCGUCCGGAACAGCUGGUGCUCUCAUGCAUGCUUCAGUGUUGCUUGCCUUGAAGCUAACAUAAAAGGCAUUUAGCCCAUCUGGUAGGCUCGCGUCACUGGGCAGCUCGCGGCUGGGUUUCCCUUUGUAGUCUGUAAUAGUUUGCAAGCCCUGCCACAUCCGACGAGCAUCAGAGCUGGUGUAGUAGGAUUCAAUCUUUGUCUUGUAUUGACGCUUUGCCUGUUUGAUGGUUCGUCUGAGAGCAUAGCAGAUUUCUUAUAAGCAUCCGGAUUAGUGUCCCACUCCUUGAAAUCGCUAGCUCUAGCCUUUAGCUCAGUGCAGAUGUUGCCUGUAAUCCAUGGCUUCUGGUUGGGAUAUGUACGUACGGUCACUGUGGGGACGACGUCGUCGAUGCACUUAUUGAUGAAGCCGGUGACUGAGGUGGUAUACUCCUCAAUGCCAUUGGAUGAAUCCCGGAACAUAUACCAGUCUGUGCUACAAAACAGUCCUGUAGCAUCCGCUUCAUCAGACCACUUCUGUAUUGAGCGAGUCACUGGUACGUCCUGCUUUAGUUUUUGCUUGUAAGCCGGAAUCAGGAGGAUAGAAUUAUGGUCAGAUUUGCCAAAUGGAGGGCGAGGGAGAGCUUUGUAUGCAUCUCUGUGUGUGGAGUAAAGUUGGUCUAGAGUUUUGUUUUCCUCUGGUUGAACAUGUGACAUACUGGUAGAAAUGAGGUGAAACGGAUUUAAGUUUGUCUGCAUUAAAGUCCCCGGCCACUAGGAGCGCCGCUUCUGGAUGAGGAUUUUCUUGUUUGCUUAUGGCCUUAUACAGCUAGUUGAGUGCGGUCUUAGUGCCAGCGUCGGUUUGUGGUGGUAAAUAGACAGCUACGAGAAAUAUAGAUUAAAACUCUCUUGGUAGAUAGUGUGGUCUACAGCUUAUCAUGAGGUACUCUACCUCAGGUGAGCAAUAACUCAAGACUACCUUAAUAUUAGACAUCGCGCACCAGCUGUUAUUGACAAACAGACACACACCCCCACCCCCGUCUUACCUGACGUAGCUGUUCUGUCCUGUCCUUAUCUGUGUCGUCGUUCAGCCACGACUCGGUGAAACAUAAGAUGUUACAGUUUUGAAUGUCCCGUUGGUAGGAUAGUCUCGAAUGGAGCUCAUCCAGUUUAUUCUCCAGUGAUUGCACGUUGGCCAAUAGAACGGAUGAUAGUGGCGGGUUACCGCCGACUAAUUCUCACAAAGCACACUGAUCUGCGCCCCCUAUAUUUCCUUAUUUUCUUCAUAUGAAUGACGGGGAUUUGGGCCUUGUCCAGGAGCAACAUAAUGUCCUUUGCGUCGACUCAUUAAAGAAACAAUCUUUGUCCAGUUCGAGGUGAGUAAUCACUGUUCUGAUAUCCAGAAGCUCUUUUUGGUCAUAAGAGACGGUAGCAUCAACAUUAUGUACAAAAUAAUUUACAAACAAUGCAAGAAAACACACACAAUAGCACAAUUGGUUUGGAGCCCGUAAAAUGGCAGCCAUCACCACCUCCGCCAUUCUUCCUAAUUGAGAAUGUGAUGAGGACAGGGCUGCUUUCUUGGUGAUGUGUAUUUUUGAUUAUUUACUUAUUCAAGUACGCUGGCUGUUGCAAGCUACUCACCGUCAAACCACAAUGUCCACUCUCUCAUCGUGACUUACGAGCUAUAUGAUGUUCAAUGAGUAGCUCGUAGAGCGCCCUCUUCAGACAACCGUUGAAAAAAUCAUAAAAAUGACCAGAAAUGAGCAGAUGUAUACAUUUGUUUAUUCUAUGUAUAUAAUAUCGCCGCUUUAUGUGUUGAAUAAAAAAUUAUAUAAAUGUGAAAAAAUAAUAUCGGCCAAAUAUAUUGGUCGGGCUCUACUUACCAUCUCAUAAUAAUGGCUUAGUAUCCCAUUAGUAUAACUUGCUAUCUCAUAAUUAUGACUUGCUAUCUCAUAAUUAUGACUUGCUAUCUCAUAACUCCUAGUCAGAUUUGUUUUGGGGGGUGGCGGGAACGGUCUUUCAUACAUACUAGCCAAUCCGAGUUUGCAUAUCAAGACUGGCCGAGUUUUGGCAAAUAGACGAUAAAAAGUUUAAUUUGAAAGCUUUGUUGAGCAAAUAAGGCGGGAGAAUAUGGGAUAUUGAACGUUCUGCCAACCACUCACUUUGUUUCCGAGGAGGAGGGCGUUGACUCUAAGCAUUUUUUUUUUAGUGAAGCUAAAAUAAAUCAUUUUUAACUGCAUACUUUUUGCUAAUAAAGCAAGCGCUGAGUCAUAAAUUCAUUCAGAGAUUGUCCGAUGAAAAGGUAUACAAGGUUAUCUCGCUAUUUUCCAAUUGUCAUGCUAGGUUUGUCAGGAAAUAAGUUGUCUAACGUUAGCUGGUUGGUUUAGUCACCAAACCUUUGCUUUGUAUUGCAAUUUUAAUGCUAAACAAGCAAGUUCUACAUUCACAGUUUUGUCAAGUGCAUACCUUUUGUAGGAGUACAUUUAGAAAUGUGACUUUCCUCAUUUUUGUGGUUUGCAUUAGGUGUGCUAAUGUCAUAGCAAUGUAUAUAGUAGGACCAGCCUUUCAUAUACUGAAAGGACCGUUGCAUUUUUGUUCAAUGUCAAAUCUGUUCUAACCCCAUUGUACUCGUUUUCCCCCCAGGAGUCGAACCUCUGUGAAGCCACCUUUCCUGUCCUCUCCUGUGAGUAUGACUGAAAGGUUGUAGAACAACAAAUCCAAAGCCCCAUAGACCUACAUAAUUAUUACCCCCAAGUUCCGUUUUAAAAUGCAUCCCCUUUCAAUACUUUUGUAUGUUAUGUCUUCAGCUGUUGUAUUAUAUCAGUUAAGAAAUAGGCACGCAAUUAACAUCUGUUCUCAGUUUUAAACGUGAAGCGGUGUAAUUUUUUGUCCUUCGAUAUUUGAAGAUCACAUACAGUACCAGUCAAAAGUUUGGACACCUACUCAUUCAAAGGUUUUUCUUUAUUUUUACUAUUUUCUACAUUGCAGAAUAAUAGUGAAGACUUAAAAACUAUGAAAUAACACAUAGUAACAAAAAAAGCGUUAAACAAAGCAAAAUGUAUUUUAUAUUUGAGAUUCUUCAAAUAGCCACCCUUUGCCUUGAUGACAGCUUUGCACACUCUUGGCAUUCUCUCAACCAGCUUCAUGAGGAAUGAUUUUCCAACAGUCUUGAAGGAGUUCCCACAUAUGCUGAGCACUUGUUGGCUGCUUUUCCUUCACUCUGCCGUCCGACUCAUCCCAAACCAUUUCAAUUGGGUUGAGGUCGGGGGAUUGUGGAGGCCAGGUCAUCUGAUGCAGCACUCCAUCACUCUCCUUCUUGGUAAAAUAGCCCUGACACAGCCUGGAGGUGUGUUGGGUCAUUGUCCUGUUGAAAAACAAAUGAUAGUCCCACUAAGCCCAAACCAGAUGGGAUGGCGUAUCGCUGCAGAAUGAUGUGGUAGCCAUGCUGGUUAAGUGUGCCUUGAAUUCUAAAUAAAUCACAGUGUCACCAGCAAAGCACCCCCACACCAUAACACCUCCUCCUCCAUACUUUACGGUGGGAAAUACACAUGCAGAGAUCAUCUGUUCACCCACACGCGUCUCACAAAGACACAGCGGUUGCAACCAAAAGUCUCCAAUUUGGACUCCAGACCAAAGGACAAAUUUCCACUGGUCUAAUGUCCAUUGCUCGUGUUUCUUGGCCCAAGCAGGUCUCUUCUUCUUAUUGGUGUCCUUUAGUAGUGGUUUCUUUGCAGCAAUUCGACCAUGAAGGCCUGAUUCACACAGUCCCCUCUGAACAGUUGAUGUUGAGAUGUGUCUGUGACUUGGACUCUGAAGCAUUUAUUUGGGCUGAAAUUUCUGAGGCUGGUAUCUCUAAUGAACUUAUCCUCUGCAGCAGAGGUAACACUGGGUCUUCCUUUCCUGUGGCGGUCCUCAUGAGAGCCAGUUUCAUCAUAGCGCUUGAUGGGUUUUUGCGACUGCACUUGAAGAAACUUUCAAAGUUCUUGACAUUUUCCGGAUUGACUGACCUUUAUGUCUUAAAGUAAUGAUGGACUGUCGUUUCUCUUUGCUUAUUUGAGCUGUUUUUGCCAUAAUAUGGACUUGGUCUUUUACCAAAUAGGGCUAUCUUCUGUAUACCCCCCCCCCCCCCCCCCCCUACCUUGUCACAACAAAAUUGAUUGUCUCAGAUGCAUUAAGAAUGAAAGAAAUUCCACAAAUUAACUUUAAGAAGGCACACCUGUUAAUUGAAAUGCAUUCCAGGUGACUACCUCAUGAAGCUGGUUGAGAGAAUGCCAAUAGUGUGCAAAGCUGUCAUCAAGGCAAAGGGUGGCUAUUUGAAUAAUCUCAAAUAUAAAAUACAUCUUCAUUUGUUUAACAUGAUUCCAUGUGUUUUUUCAUAGUUUUGAUGUCUUCACUAUUAUUCUACAAUGUAGAAAAUAGUAAAAAUAAAGAACACCUUGAAUGAGUAGGUGUGUACAAACUUUUGACUGCUAGUGUACAUAGUUGUCGAUUUCUGAAUCAUUGGCCAUACUGCACAUAGCUGUAGUCUCCUUCAAGGUGAAUGACUCUGUGUGUGCUGGUCCCUUUCCUAGGUGUUUGAGGGCGUCUACAACAAUGCCAGAAUGAUACAUUUCCUCACAGCUGUGGUGGUGAGUCAUUUUUACCACUGCUCAGUUUCUUUGUCUGUUUUAGUCCUGAGACAUGGCUGUAGAAUUCUGGUGUCAAUGGAGUCUACAGCCAAUUUUCAGGGCUAUGUCUGCACGGACAUUUAGCAUCUUGUCACGUCUAACCAUAAUGUUGUUGAAAUAGCUCAUCAUAGUAUUUUCUUAAAUCUAACACACUAUCUCCUACCUCUUCUCUUAUUCUCCUGCCUUCAUUCCUCUCUCCACAUCACUCUCUUUUUUGCCUCCUUUACAGGGCUCCACCUGUGAUGUAAGAGUGAAGAACGGCAAUGUGUACGAGGGCAUCUUCAAGACCCUCGGCUCACGGGUAAGUACAUGAGAACCUCAAAGAUCCAAACCACACCCUGUAGUUCUCCUUGACCAGGGACCAGGGUUGGUGUUCGCGGCUCUGAUGUCUCUACUAGUCCUUGCGGUCUAAAGAAGGUUGUCUUCCCUCUAGGGCUGACCCCAUUUAGUCGACUGAUCAAUUGUUUGGUAGAUAGGCUGUUGGUCGACCAAGAUUAUUUUAGUAGAGCAGUCGCAAUCGCAAAUAGAUUUAUAGAUAACCAUUUUCAUGACACACGAGACACCUGUCUUAUUUGGGCCUGUCUCAGUGGACUAAUCCAUUGCAGAGGCCGCGUAGAUGGCAUGGUCCAAGAAGAAGGGGAGUGUGGGUAAGAUGCACGGCUCUUUCCCGCCACUUCGUGUGCAUUCGUAUUUUCAUAACUUCACUGUGUAAAUUGUUUGCCCUUUGAUUGUUAGUGUCUAUCAAUUCCCCAUUACAUAUACAGUAUCAUCAGUAGUAGCCUACAUUUACAGUUAAUUCCCAUAAUUUCUCAUCUACAAUGUUUGUUUUGUUACGGUAAUUUCUGUUAAUGCGUUUAAAAUUAUAAUUAUUACAGUCGUUUACCGUUCUCAUUGUCAGAGUGGACACGUUAUUUUCAGAGCUCAUAACCUAUGCUACACUUGUGAGAAACAAGUUUAGGUUUAUUUCAUUCCAUUUAUGAGUUUUGUCAAUUUAUUCAUUGUCUUUUGUUUGGAGCGCUCCUGUCAAUGUUGAGUAAUAUAGAGGUAGGCUACCUGGCCUGCGCGCAAAUGUAGGCCUAUAAAUGUGCCCAUUUGUGGAUGUCUGAUAGCAUUUCUGAUUGUCUUAACUCACCACCACUAAUGAGCUGUGGAGCUUCUCAAAGUAAUUUUCUAUUCACGUCACACAGCAAGUAAAGGAAGUCUUAUUUUAUAUAUUUUUUUAAAACAAGGAAGUCUGUUUUUAGAAUACUUUGAGAAUGACAAUGGUUCCUCAAUGUAUUAAAACAAUAUUUUUCGAUAACCACUCGAAAGGGAAAGAGCUGGAAAUAUAUAAAAGAAUCCUCUUAUCCAGUGGAAAUCUCAUAAAAUACCUUAUUACUUCUUAUCCCUUGCACAAAUAGACUACAGCUGUGUCUGUCCUGAGCUCACUAGCGCGGGAAACUCUGAGGGCCCACAAUAUCCCAGACAAUUUCCAUACAAACAAAAAUAUUAUUAAUCUCAAAUUCUGUGCACAAUUGUUUUUGCAUCCCUGUUAGUGAGCAUUCACCCUUUGCCAAGAUAAUUCAUCCAGCUGACAGGUGUGGCAUAUCAAGAAGCUGAUUAAAUGGCAUGAUAAUUACACAGGUGCACCUUGUGCUGGGGACAAUAAAAGGCCACUUUAAAAUGUGCAGUUUUGUCACACAGCACAAUGCCACAGAUGUCUCAAGUUUUGAGAGAGCGUGCAAUUGCCAUGGUGGUGACUGCAGGAAUGUCGACCAGAGCUGUUGCCAGAGAAUUUAAUGUUCAUUUUUCUACCAUAAGCCGCCUCCAACGUCGUUUUAGACAAUUUGGCAGUACGUCUAACCGGCCUCACAACCUUAGACCACGUGUAAGGCGUCGUGUGGGCGAGCGGUUUGCUGAUGUCAACGUUGUGAACAGAGUGCCCCAUUGUGGGGUUAUGGUAUGGGCAGGCAUAAGCUUCGGGCAACGAACACAAUUACAUUUUAUCGAUGGGAAUUUGAAUGCACAAAGAUACCGUGACGAAAGGCCCAUUGUCGUGCCAUUCAUCCGCCGCUAUCACCUCUUGUUUCAUCAUGGCCCCAUGUCGCAAGGAUCUGUACACAAUUCCUGGAAGCUGAAAAUGUCCAGUUCUUCCAUUGUUUGCAUACUCACUUGGGCUGCUCUGGAUCGAUGUGUACGACAGUGUGUUCUAGUUCCCGCCAAUAUCCACCAACUUCACACAGCCAUUGAAGAGCAGUGGGACAACAUUCUACAGGCCACAAUCAACAGCCUGAUCAACUCUAUGCGAAGGAGAUGUCGCGCUGCAUGAGGCAAAUGGUGGUCACACCAAGAUACUCACUGGUUUUCUGAUCCAUUCUCCUACAUUUUUUCUUUAAGGUAUCUGCGACCAACAGAUUCAUAUCUGUAUUCCCAGUCAUGUGAAAUCCAUAGAUUAGGGCAGGGUUCUUCAAUUCCGGUCCUGGGGGGCCGAAACACCUCUGUUUUUCAUCCUCUCCUUCUAAUCAGGGGCUAAUUCAGACCUGGGACACCAGGUGAGUGCAAUUAACAACCAGGUAGAAAUAAAAAACAGAAGUGUUUCGGCCCUCCAGGACCGGAAUUGAAGAACCCUGGAUUAGGGCCUAAUUAAUUGUCAAUUGACUGAUUUCCUUAUGAACUGUAAAUCAGUCAAAUCUUUUGAAUUGUUGCAUAUUGCGACCUGGGAGCUGUUAUUUCAGCUCAUGAAACAUGGGACCAACACAUUUUAUUUAUUUAUUUAUUUAUUUAUAUACAGUUGAAGUCGGAAGUUUACAUACACUUAGGUUGGAGUCAUUAAAACUUGUUUUUCAACCACUCCACAAAUGUCUUGUUAACAAACUAUAGUUUUGGCAAGUCUGUUAGGACAUCUACAUUGUGCAAAGAAAAAGCCACAUCUCAGACUGCCCAUCUUAAUCUUUUCUUUUUAUUGGGCAGUCUGAGAUAUGGCUUUUUCUUUGCAACUCUGCCUAGAAGGUCAGCAUCCCGGAGUCGCCUCUUCGCUGUUGACGUUGAGACUGGUGUUUUGCGGGUACUAUUUAAUGAAGCUGCCAGUUGAGGACCUGUGAGGCGCCUGUUUCUCAAACUAAACACUCUAAUGUAUUUGUUCUCUUGCUCAGUCCAAACAAGGACAUUUCGAAGUGACCCCAAACUUUUGAACGGUAGUGUAUAUACAGUACCAUUCAAAGGUUUGGACACCUACUCAUUCAAGGGUUUUUCUUUAUUUUUACUAUUUUCUACAUUGUAGAAUAAUAGUGAAGACAUCAAAACUAUGAAAUAACACAUAUGGAAUCAUAUAGUAACCAAAAAAGUGUUAAACAAAUCAAAAUAUAUUUUAUAUUUGAGAUUCUUCAAAUAGCCACUCUUUGCCUUGAUGACAGCUUUGCACACUCUUGGCAUUCUCUCAACCAGCUUCAUGAGGAAUGCUUUUCCAACAGUCUUGAAGGAGUUCCCACAUAUGCUGAGCACUUGUUGGCUGCUUUUCCUUCACUCUGCCGUCCGACUCAUCCCAAACCAUCUCAAUUGGGUUGAGGUCGGGGAAUUGUGGAGGCCAGGUCAUCUGAUGCAGCACUCCAUCACUCUCCUUCUUGGUAAAAUAGCCCUUACAAAGCCUGGAGGUGUGUUGGGUCAUUGUCCUGUUGAAAAACAAAUGAUAGUCCCACUAAGCCCAAACCAGAUUGGAUGGUGUAUCGCUGCAGAAUGCUGUGGUAGCCAUUCUGGUGUCAAGUGUGCCUUGAAUUCUAAAUAAAUCACAGACAGUGUCACCAGCAAAGCACCAUAACACCACCUCCUCCAUGCUUUACGGUGGGAACUAAACAUGGAGAGAUCAUCCGUUCACCCACACCGCAUCUCACAAAGACACAGUGGUUUGAACAAAAAAUCUCAAAUUUGGACUCCAGACCAAAGGAUACAUUUCCACCGGUCUAAUGUCCAUUGCUCAGGUUUCGUGGCCCAAGCAGGUCUCUUCUUCUUAUUGGUGUCCUUUAGUAGUGGUGUCUUUGCAGCAAUUCAACUAUGAAGGCCUGCUUCACACAGUCUCCUCUGAACAGUUGAUGUUGAGAUGCGUCUGUGACUUGAACUCUGUGAAGCAUUUAUUUGGGCUGCAAUUUCUGAGGCUGGUAACUCUAAUGAAUUUAUCCUCUGCAGCAGAGGUAACUGGGUCUUCCAUUCCUGUGGCGGUCCUCGUGAGAGCCAGUUUCAUCAUAGCGCUUGAUGGGUUUUGCGACUGCACUUGAAGAAACUUUCAAAGUUCUUGAAAAUGUCCGUAUUGACUGACCUUCAUGUCUUAAAGUAAUGUUGGACUGUCAUUUCUCUUUCCUUAUUUGAGCUGUUCUUGCCAUAAUAUGGACUUGGUCUUUUACCAAAUACGGCUAUCUUCUGUAUACCCACCCAACCUUGUCACAACACAACUGAUUGGCUCAAACGCAUUAAUUAAGAAGGAAAGAAAUUCCACAAGUUAACUUUUUAAGAAGGCACUACCUCAUGAAGCUGGUUGAGAGAAUGCCAAAGCUGUAAUCAAGGCAAAGGGUGGCUAUUUGAAGAAUCGCAAAUAUAAAAUGUUUUUUUGAUUUGUUUAACACUUUUUUGGUUACUACAUGAUUCCAUAUGUUUUUUCAUAGUUUUGAUGUCUUCACUAUUAUUCUAAAAUAGGAAAAAAAUUAAGAAAAACCCUUGAAUGAGUAGGUGUGUCCUAACCUUUGACUGGUAGUGUAUAAUAAUAACAAUAAUAAUAAUAUGCCAUUUAGCAGACGCUUUUAUCCAAAGCGACUUAGUCAUGCGUGCAUAAAUUUUUUUGUGUAUGGGUGGUCCCGGGGAUCGAACCCACUACCUUGGCGUUACAAGCGCCGUGCUCUACCAGCUGAGCUACAGAUAUUUUUUUUGUGUGUAGGUCUUUUAAUUAAACACAGAGUGUUUCUAUAUAUGGAAAAAUACACGUUUUAAAAUGUCAACCAAUCGAUUAGUCGAAAGAACAGACGACUCUUGGUCGAUUUAAAGAUAAUUUUUGUGUCGGGGACAAUCCUACUUCCCUCUGACUUAAAUGUUCUUCUGUCUGCAGUGUGAGCUGGCGGUGGACGCAGUCCACAAGCGAGGCGAAGACGAGUGGCCCGCCCAGCCCCGGAGGGAGCAGAUCACAGACACCAUGAUCUUCAGCCCCUACGAUGUGGUCACCAUGACCUGCCGAGACGUGGACCUAAACUAUGCCACCAGAGGUACAGAUGAGUGCUUUUUCUCAAUUGUAUAAAAUCCGUCAUCCCCUCACCUCUCCUUCAUCUUCACUGGUCUGUAAGAACAGACCAGGUGAAAGCCAACCUAAUGAUGAUCUUACACCAUAUUGUUUUCAUUUCUCAAGUGCAGAGGAAGAAGGACGAACUUUGAAGCAAUUGCGACAGCUAGGGAGAAGUGAGAUAGGGAGGGUUGGACAGAGGGAGGUUUGUGUUAUAGGUUAGUGGUUGAUCAACGUGUAGAUUGUCUGCAUUGUCCGGUAAGGGAUGAGUGGUUUAAUGCAUUUGUAGGUCAUUGUCGAUGGUUACAUUAACCAGGUUUCCAUCCAACCAUUUCAUUUGGAUGAAUUUCCUGACGCAUAUAAAAAGUCAUGACAGUCCUGAUGGAAACAGGACAUUUGUCAGUGAAAUGUCCUAAUGUCGACAAAUCAGAAUACGCUAGACGAGUGGAUUAUUUUUUUGCCGGUGAAAUAGAUAAUGCGACAAUUGCGGUGGACAUGCUUUUGAUACAGUGGGGAGAACAAGUAUUUGAUACACUGCCGAUUUUGCAGGUUUACCUACUUACAAAGCAUGUAGAGGCCUGUACAUUUUAUCAUAGGUACACUUCAACUGUGAGAGACGGAAUCUAAAACAAAAAUCCAGAAAAUCACAUUGUAUGAUUUUUAAGUAAUUCAUUUGCAUUUUAUUGCAUGACAUAAGUAUUUGAUACAUCAGAAAAGCAGAACUUAAUAUUUGGUACAGAAACCUUUGUUUGCAAUUACAGAGAUCAUACGUUUCCUGUAGGUCUUGACCAGGUUUGCACACACUGCAGCAGGGAUUUUGGCCCACUCCUCCAUACAGACCUUCUCCAGAUCCUUCAGGUUUCGGGGCUGUCGCUGGGCAAUACGGACUUUCAGCUCCCUCCAAAGAUUUUCUAUUGGGUUCAGGUCUGGAGACUGGCUAGGCCACUCCAGGACCUUGCGAUGCUUCUUACGGAGCCACUCCUUAGUUGCCCUGGCUGUGUGUUUCAGGUCAUUGUCAUGCUGAAAGACCCAGCCACGACCCAUCUUCAAUGCUCUUACUGAGGGAAGGAGGUUGUUGACCAAGAUCUCGCGAUACAUGGCCCCAUCCAUCCUCCCCUCAAUACGGUGCAGUCGUCCUGUCCCCUUUGCAGAAAAGCAUCCCCAAAGAAUGAUGUUUCCACCUCCAUGCUUCACGGUUGGGAUGGUGUUCUUGGGGUUGUACUCACCCUUCUUCUUCCUCCAAACACGGCGAGUGGAGUUUAGACCAAAAAGCUCUAUUUUUGUCUCAUCAGACCACAUGACCUUCUCCCAUUCCUCCUCUGGAUCAUCCAGAUGGUCAUUGGCAAACUUCAGACGGGCCUGGACAUGCGCUGGCUUGAGCAGGGGGACCUUGCGUGCGCCGCAGGAUUUUAAUCCAUGACGGCGUAGUGUGUUACUAAUGGUUUUCUUUGAGACUGUGGUCCCAGCUCUCUUCAGGUCAUUGACCAGGUCCUGCCGUGCAGUUCUGGGCUGAUCCCUCACCUUCCUCAUGAUCAUUGAUGCCCCACGAGGUGAGAUCUUGCAUGGAGCCCCAGACCGAGGGUGAUUGACCAUCAUCUUGAACUUCUUCCAUUUUCUAAUAAUUGCGCCAACAGUUGUUGCCUUCUCACCAAGCUGCUUGCCUAUUGUCCUGUAGCCCAUCCCAGCCUUGUGCAGGUCUACAAUUUUAUCCCUGAUGUCCUUACACAGCUCUCUGCUCUUGGCCAUUGUGGAGAGGUUGGAGUCUUUGAGUGUGUGGACAGGUGUCUUUUAUACAGGUAACGAGUUCAAACAGGUGCAGUUAAUACAGGUAAUGAGUGGAGAACAGGAGGGCUUCUUAAAGAAAAACUAACAGGUCUGUGAGAGACGGAAUUCUUACUGGUUGGUAGGUGAUCAAAUACUUAUGUCAUGCAAUAAAAUGCAAAUUAAUUACUUAAAAAUCAUACAAUGUGAUUUUCUGGAUUUUUGUUUUAGAUUCCGUCUCUCACAGUUGAAGUGUACCUAUGAUAAAUAUUACAGACCUCUACAUGCUUUGUAAGUAGGAAAACCUGCAAAAUCGGCAGUGUAUCAAAUACUUGUUCUCCCCACUGUAUGUCACGCAAUGAUAUGUUACGUUGUACUACUACUACCACCACCACGACAUGGAAAAGCAUAGGCAUUUAGAAUAAGUUAUUAUGCACUUCAUAACUUAUUUCAUAACUUCAUAACUUAGUGUGGUUAAGUGCACGGUGAUGAGCGCCAUGCAAAUAAAUAUAGAGGGUAGGCUAUUAUUUGAAUGAUGCUGGUGACAUGAUUGGUGCUUUGCUGCCAAUUAUCACAUAAAAAUGAUCUUGCUUUUAUCCAUAUCAUCAUAUAACCUACCCUGUCCACUUUAUCAGCGAACUAUCGGCUACAGUCCCCUGUAGCUCAGUUGGUAGAGCAUGGCGCUUGCAACGCCAGGGUUGUGGGUUCAUUUCCCACGGGGGCCAGUAUGAAAAUGUAUGCACUCACUUAACUGGAAGUCGCUCUGGAUAAGAGCGUCUGCUAAAUGACUAAAAUGUACAGAGCAUGCGGCAAAACCAAAUUGGACAAGUAUGCUAUUUAUCGCAAUAGUUUUUGUGACCAAACCAUCAGUAGAAAAUGCAAUGGUAUCACAUUGAACUUCUGUUUCUUUUAGAAUAUUCACAUAAAUCUGUCACCAAUUGGAUGGAAACCUAGCUAUAGAGUCCCAAAAUGUUUUGCAUGUCAGCAAUCAUAUGUUUUCAAGAUAUAGGACUUUCAGAAAGCUAAUUGUAAAAAUGCAUCAUAUGAUGCAAAAUGCAUCGUCAUCAUGAUGAUGUGGCAAGUUGCAAUUUGCUUUUUGAAAGUCCUAUAUCUUGAAAACAUGAUUGCUGUCAUGCGAAACCUUUUGGGACUGUAUCAACAAUGUACCAAUAAAAAAUAUAAAAGGGGAUUUUGAGUGGAUUAUUCCUUAAAGGCAGAAUUCCACGUUGAGAUCCUAAUGCACAACUGAGUGCUAAACUAAUAAGAAGUCAAGGUAAUUUGCAUGGGGUCAUAGUUAUAUUGUGUAAGAAUGUAAUGUGUUGUCUGCUUACGAUAAACACACGUUGUGGGGACAGUCUAUGGGUCGUAUAAAGAUCAAUACCUCUUCUCUGUCUCACGCAUUACUUUUUGGAUAAUGGUUGUGUUUCUACCCUGUAUGUGCAGACACAUUCAUAGACACGGCCAUCAGCUCGACCCGUGUCAAUGGGGAACACAAAGAGAAGGUGCUGCAGAGGUGGGAGGGAGGUGAUAGCAACGGAGAGGCCUUCGAUCUGGAGAACGAUGCUGUGAGUCUAACACACUCUUAUAUGUAUGCACACACACAAACGCUCAUACUCGCUCAUUCACUCUGACAAUCACACACAUCAUCACUCUUUUUGACACACACACACACACACACCAGUGGCGGUCUGUGCCUUUUAAGAUGAGGGAGGACGAUUACAUGUUUUAUGCGCGAGGCCUUAUUUCUAUUACAGCAUAUUGGAUGACUAUCAUUCAUAUUCCAUUCACCCAGCUCAAUGUAACAUUGAUAGGUUUAGGCUACCACAUGAUACUCACAUUUUCCCUGUACUGUACACAUCAUGAGGUUGCUACAACCUACGAAUGAAAGUUUACAACGUAGGUGCACAGGUCAAGAGAGAAAUUUGAGUAAGCAAGGUGACAGUGACACAUUCAAUACUGCCUUGUAGAGGUCUGCACAGGACUGUUUUCGUCAUCCUGCUCCCGCCCACACCCGCAGCUUUUCAUACCGCACCCCGCCCGCACCUGCUGCCUUUCUGUCCGACUCCCACCCGCUACCGCAAGAACUGGUUCCAAACCAGCAAUAUUAUUUUAGGCGUAUGUGACGCAGCUCACUUGCCCGCCAUGGUCUCAGCAAUUUUGCGCCCCGUAGGCAAUAUCAAAUGCACAAAAAUAACUUGAUAGGUUAAAGUAUCAGAUUCUCACGUGGCCCAUUUAUAUUAGGCUAUCUGUAUUACUGGGCUAUAUCAGCCAAUAUGCUAGAUUGGAGAGACUUGCACUUUCUCUUGAGCUAUUUUUAUAGCUUAUCUUUUAGAAGUGGGAAGAUUUUAAGACGGAGAAAUAUGGUUGAUCAAUAUUUAUUUCUAGGCAAUGUGGUAAACUAUAGCCUAAUCAUAUUUAGGAAGUACAUUUUCUUGGAAAGAUAACUGCCCCGUGCUUCUCCGCCCAUGCAUAGGCUAAAGCCUACUCUAUUUAAUUGAGACCACACGCCCACCGGACCUCGCACGUAUGGCUACUGAACUUGAAGCAGCAAGAAUGAUGACAGCGACACAUUUUGCGUAUAGAAUAUAGCCUACCUUCUAGGAGGCCAAUUUACAGGCAGAGACAAGUAAAUGGGUAAUCAAUACUUAUUGAAAAUGAAAAGGUUGCAGCGCUCGCUUUUCAAUGAUUAUAUUUUCUAAUUGCUCCUCGACUCACGUUGGUUGAGCGCCCUCCACUUCUUUCCAUUAUCAAUAUUUAUUUACAGACACUUUAGUAAACUACAGUCGUGGUCAAAAGUUUUGAGAAUGACACAAGUAUCGGUCUUCACAAAGUUCGCUGCUUCAGUGUUAUGAGAUAUUUUUGUCAGAUGUUACUAUGGUAUACUGAAGUAUAAUUACAAGCAUUCCAUAAGUGUCAAAGGCUUUUAUUGACAAUUACAUUAAGUUUAUGCAAAGAGUCAAUAUUUGCAGUGUUGACCCUUCUUUUUCAAGACCUCUGCAAUCCGCCCUGGCAUGCUGUCAAUUAACUUCUGGGCCACAUCCUGACUGAUGGCACACCAUUCUUGCAUAAUCAAUGCUUGGAGUUUGUCAGAAUUUGUGGGUUUUUGUUUGUCCACCUGCCUCUUGAGGAUAGACCACAAGUUCUCAAUGGGAUUAAGGUCUGGGGAGUUUCCUGGCCAUGGACCCAAAAUGUCAAUGUUUUGUUCCCUGAGCCACUUAGUUAUCACUUUUGCCUUAUGGCAAGAUGCUCCAUCAUGCUGGAAAAGGCAUUGUUCGUCACCAAACUGUUCUUGGAUGGUUGGGAGAAGUUGCUCUCGGAGGAUGUGUUGGUACCAUUCUUUAUUCAUGUCUGUGUUCUUAGGCAAAAUUGUGAGUGAGCCCACUCCCUUGGCUGAGAAGCAACCCCACACAUGAAUGGUCUCAGGAUGCUUUACUGUUGGCAUGACACAGGACUGAUGGUAGCGCUCACCUUGUCUUCUCCGGACAAGGUGUUUUCCGGAUGCCCCAAACAAUCUGAUGUUUUUCCUGGAUAGAAGUGGCUUCCUCGCUGCCCUUCUUGACACCAGGCCAUCCUCCAAAAGUCUUCGCCUCACUGUGCGUGCAGAUGCACUCGCACCUGCCUGCUGCCAUUCCUGAGCAAGCUCUGCACUGGUGGUGCCCCGAUCUCGCAGCUGAAUCAACUUUAGGAGACGGUCCUGGCGCUUGCUGGACUUUCUUGGGCGCCCUGACGCCUUCACAACAAUUGAACCUCUCUCCUUGAAGUUCUUGAUGAUACAGUGUAAUCAUAUUUAAGUUAACUUGAUAUGAAAUUAACUGCCACGUGAUUCUCCGCCCAUGAACUCGCACGCCCAACUAGGAGAGGAGAGGUAGGCUACUGAAGUUGAAGCAGUGAAUUCUGAGUGUGUGAAUAAUCCAAAAAAUAUGUGCUUUUAAUACAAUAGGUAGGCUGAAAGGCUCUGCGCGGUCUGAAGUGGCCGUACAGCAUUUACUGAGAUCCAGACUUCAGGGCUUUCAUACUUCUUGUGCUUAGCGGUGCAGAGCAGAGUUAUUGUGUAGGAAGUUGUCAAGGAAGUGAGUUCGUGUUUAUACAGGAUGGACCGCCCCCACCUACCUUGAACACUCUUGCCUGCAUCUAGCUGAUCUAGGGUGUAAUCAUUAGUCCAACAGUUGCAAAUGAGAGUUUCUAUUGGACAAAUUCAGUUAUGUUUAUCCCCGUUUCGUUCUGUUUAAGAAACGUUUUUCAACAGAAUCGGCGGAAUGAAUACACCCCUGAUCACCCGCAAACACAGUUCACUUUCAUAGCUGCCAUAUACAAACCGCAUGAUCACUUUGUUCGUUGUAUAAUUCCUUCUCGCAUCUACGUGCUCUCCUCCUCUCACCUUUUCCCUUCGCUUGUGGAUUUCAAUGCACAACAGCUAUCUGUGACCAGGCGAGAGAACCUUUCCAAGCCAAACCUUCAUACCAUAACCGCUACACACUGCCUACAUCGUUGUCAACAUAGCUACUAGAACUAACGUGUUAGUAAACCCGCUACAAUGAUGCAGUACAGCAAGCAGUUUAGCAGUUACACCGGCGGGCUCUGGUGGCAAUAAGUUAAUAAAACCAAACGCUUACCUUGACUCGGAAGAGUUCCAGUGUUGGAUAGCCAGCUAGUUUACAUAGUAUCCCUCUCUGUUUGAGUAGGCUAAACUAGCUAGCUGCCUUCGCUAGUUAAGCAAGUGAAAAAAAUUAUAAAAAUAAAACGAAAUAUAGCUAGCUCUCUCUCGGUCUCUCUCCUCCUUCAUUUUUGAGGAAAUUAAUUUGUUCAAAACAGUUCAACUAUUGUCUUUCUCUUUGAGUCAACUACUCACCACAUUGUAUGCAUAAUUCUCUGAUCCUUUUGAUUAGAUGGACAAGAUGUAAGUUCAUGCUGCAAGAGUUCUGAUAGGUUGGAGGACAGCCUCCAGAAGUUGUCAUAAUUAUUGAAGGGGGUGAGAACCAUGAGCGUCCUAUGUAUUGUAUUGAAGUCCGUGUACCCAGAGGAGGACGGAAACUAGCUGUCCUCCGGCUACACCAUGGUGCUACCCCAGAGAGUGCUGUUGAGGCUACUGUAGACCUUCAUUGCAAAACAGUGUGUUAUAAUUAUUUGGCAAUAUGAAUAUAUUUAGUGUAGUUUUAUCAAAUUUACUGAGGAGGAUGGUCCUCCCCUUCCUCCUCCGAGGAGCUCCAUUGAUGCACACAACCUGGAGCUUCUUACCGCCACACGCUUUGGCAACUUACUCACAAAGUUUUCUCGCUCCCUCUCAGUCCAACGGUUGGGAUGCCAACGAAAUGUUUCAUUACAACAAGGUGAACUUCGGCGUCGAGUCUACCUACGACUCCAGCCUCUCAAUGUACACGUAAGUCCACCUCCAUGUCAACACACAAACCAAUAAACCUUCAAGGUCUUCAAGGCCUAAACAGAGUCAACCUUUUGAAAUUAAUAUGCCCCUGAAUCUCUAUCAGAGCUGGGUUUAAAAUACUUGAAAGAUCAUUUCAAAUACUUAAUCUGUGCCUGUUUGAGCAUGCCUGGCUUAAUAAACCAAUAGAGAAGUCCCAAAACUGCAAAUCUCUCCCAUCUGGCACUCCAGGCACACUUGAGCAAUCACAAAGUAUUUGAACCCAGAUCUGAUCUUCAUACAUGAUUGUUUGUAUGUACACUACUUGUUCAAAAGUUAGGGGUCACUUAGAAAUGUCCUUGUUUUCGAAAGAAAAACAAUUUAUUUGUACAUUAAAAUAACAUCAAAUUGAUCAGAAAUACAGUGUAGACAUUGUUAAUGUUGUAAAUGGCUAUUGUAGCUGGAAAAGUUAUUUGUUUCUGGCCAUUUUGAGCCUGUAAUCAAACCCAAAAUUGCUUAUGCUCCAGAUACUCAACUAGUCUCAAGAAGGCCAGUUUUAUUGCUUCUUUAAUCAGCACAACAGUUUUCAGCUGUGCUAACAUAAUUGCAAAAGGGUUUUCUAAUGAUCAAUUAGCCUUUUAAAAUGAUAAACUUGGAUUAGCAAACACAACGUGCUAUUGGAACACAGGACUGAUGGUUGCUGAUAAUGGGCCUCUCUACGCCUAUGUAGAUAUUCCAUAAAAAAAUCAGCCGUUUCCAGCUAUAAUAGCCAUUUACAACAUUAAUGUCUACACAAAAAAAUUGCUUUUCUUUAAAAAACAAGGACAUUUCUAAGUGACCCCAAACCUUUGAACGGUAGUGUAUGCAUAGUGUUGAUGUUCACAAUCUCUCUCUUCUUUUCUCUCUCUGUCUCCCUCCCUGUCCUUCAGGGUCCAUCUGGAGAGGGACAGCACGGAGGGCUUCCGGCAGCGGGAGGCGCGUGCCGCCCGCAUGGCUAGUGAGAUCGAGUCCAGCCCCCAGUACCGCCACCGCGUCUUGCUGGAGAACGGGGAGGGCAAGAGCGAGGAGGACAAGUACAGCGCUGUGGUGCGCGGUGGCGAGCGGGAGGGGGGGGAGCGGGGGAGGGAGAGCCCCAGGGAGAAGGGCUGCGACAGCCCCGGCAUAGUCAGCAGGUGAGUGCUCCGGUCAGGCUGUAUUCUUUGGCUAUGUCACAAUUCACCACCCUUUUCCAGAAGUGUGCACUUCAUGGAUUCAACAAUGGUGGAAAUUAACUAUUUCUAGCCAAUUAUUUAAUGUUUUUAAAUACACAAUGGUGAGUGAAAAAGUGCACACUUGGAGAGAAGGGUGGAGAAUUGCGAUAUAGCCUUUGGCUAGUGUGUGGGGGGGUGUCACUAUUGGCUACUGCUAAGUGAUUUGUGUAUUUGAGAUGGACCACAUUUCAGUCGGACUGAGUAGAAUCGCUGCUCUACAAAUCAACUGGCAUCCCAAUUAACUACUCAUUAUGUGAUCAAGAUUAGUGAUUCUGCGCCUCACCUUGCUCAAACUGAUCCCCUGAUCAUGCUGGAAGUCUUAGUGCUUUGGCAGCAGUGGAUGGUCAGAUUGGGAAAAGCAUGAUAUACAGUAUUAGGCAUGUUCCCAUGGUACCCCGCCCCCCCCCUUUCACUCUUUCUGUUUCUCACUCUCUCAGGGAAGGCAAAUACAUUUCGUUACCCCAGCGAGCGAGGGAGAUGGGCGUGUCGGGGGGCAGCAUGAGAGGAGAACGCGGGCGGGCAGAGCGAGGCCCUGGAGGAGGAAGCGGCGGACCCCAAGGUCACAACCGCAUGAGCUACCGCUCUGCCAUUCCCUCCUCUUCCUCCCCCAGACCUCCCCUGCCCUUUGCCACCGGCGGCCCCCAGCCCCCUCCCCCCUCCUCGGAGUGCAGCAGCCCCCUCUCUGGUAGAGGUUACUCCCCCCACCACCCCCAGGGCUGCCCUGGCACCGCCAGCCCCUACGCCCCUACCUCCCCCGGGGGUCUGGCCUCAGCCAACGCCGCCCCCACUUCAGCUAGUCCCCCCACCCCCCAUUCCAACUCGCUGUCGGACACUGGUAGGCCCGUCAACGGAGGUGAGUGAAAAUAUUGCUGUGUGUUUGGGGAGUUAUCUGUGUUGUAAUGGGAUGUCUGUGUGCCUACGUGGAUGUGUUACACCAGAAAGCAUACAUGGCAGUCAUGAAUUAUUUGUUUUUAUAAACUGGGGGGUUCUAGCCCUGAAUGCUGAUUGGCUGCUCUAAUUACGUUGGUAACCAGUUUAUAAUAGCAAUAAGUCACCUCAGGGGUUUGUGAUAUAUGGCCAAGGGCUGUGUCCUCCUCGGGCCUUAUAACUUAAGUUUGCACUGUGUGUGCAGUCUUGAAAAGUAAUAGGUGAAGCUUCCAAUAAUAUAUUGUCAGUUAAUUGUAGGGAAAUUGAACCUCCUCUCUUCCUUUUCCCUGCCCCAGUGUCUUCCAGGUUGUCCCCCAAAUCACAGAGACCCGCCCAGUCAAACCGACCGGUCCGGACACCUAACUCACACACACAGUCCACAGGUUAACAUACAACUAUGCCUUUUAUCUCACACUUUGUUUACACACUUGUUCAAGACACACUCCAGAACUCAAGACACAGACAUUCUGCCUCAUCAUAGACUAAGUCCAAUGAAAAUUGCUACUAAUGGUUGAUGUUGGUUAGUAAACUAACUACUAACUCACAUUUCAUGUGCGUCUGAUAUGGCACACUAUUCCCUAUAUAUAUAGUGCACUACUUUUGUCCCUACAUAGGGAAUAGGGUGCCAGGGCACAAAGUAGUGCACUUUAAAGGGAACAGGGUGCCAUUUCAGACACAGCCAAAAAUUCUAACCAUUCAUAACGACUCAUUGUCUUCCACUCUGACCUCUGUUCUGUCUCGUCCUCCAUCAGCCUCCCGCUCCCCGAAAUCUGACUCGCAGGACUCAGUGCAGUACCUGGACACGUCAUCCUUCUCCAUGCCCGCCCAGAAAACAUCAGGCCCCGCCCCGCUCUUCCCCAUAGAUGGUACGAACAAUGACAACAAUCAACAAACUAUAUUUAUAAACAAGUGGAGACAGGUUUUGGUUGUUGAGUAGUAGUGAUGACAAUGAAAUUGCUAAUGAUAAUAAGUAUUUAUAAAACCGACUUUCAUACAUUUGGCUGAAAGCACAACUACAUCUUCCACGUCCGGUCUCCAUUUUUUUUCACAUUACUUACUGAGUCUAUAUUAGGUAAUGAAAAGGGCCCAACUGUCAUCAGGACAGGGUCACCUGUACAAUAACCAGACAGGUGUUUUGUGGGAAUCUGUUCAAGUGGUUGGGGUUUUCCAGUGGCUAAUUGGUCCCCUGUGUGUUUUUCUCUAUCUCUCAUUCCGUCUGUCUGUUCUACAGUGAACGAGAUUCUCUGCACGGCUGCCAAAGAGCGAUCAGCAGAGAGUCCAGGCAGCACGGAGGAUGGCAAGAAUAAAGGUGUGUCUCUGUGGGUGUAAUUUGUGUUUUUGGGAGGGAGUUUGUGUGUAUUAGAGGUCAGACACACCUCGACAACGAAUGGCUAAAGCACCUGCUGGGUGUCGCUGAACGGUGACUGUUUGCGCUGAUUCAACAUGUAGACACCGUUGGGAAAUUAACAGAAAAUGACGGCAGAUAUUCUGGUUGGUAGGAUGGCUAGUGGCCACCCCUUACUUUUAACGGUUUGUCGUCACGGUGUGUCUCGGCUCAAAAAAUGUGCGCGUGUUAGUGUGUGCAUGUUAGUGAGUCAGUCAACUGUUGUCGUAGAUGAGAAGAGUAUCCCUGUAGAAAAGCAUUUGUUUGCCAUAAGGUGCUGUCUGAAAGAAAAGUGCAGCCAAAAACAGCCACAUCACUUUCUAUCCUGCUUGAGAACUUGUAAUGAAGUUGACUCUUUUGUACCCUUUCUCUCUCCCUUUCCUCUCAGCCCCCUCCAUUCAGCAAAGGUCACAAAUUGAAGAGCUGCGGAAAUUCGGCAAAGAAUUCAGGGUAAGACUUCUGUCGCUUCUCCUCAGCUAAAUUCUCUUGAUGAGAAGAUUUGUUCUGUCAAGUCCUGAGCUGGUGGUAUUUCAGGAGCAGGACCAAGUUGGACAGAUGGGAACUUCUAUAAGUAGUCGGAAAUAAAUUACUUGCAUUUCUUGUUUAUAAAGAAUUCUGAAAAUGGAUGGCUUAGUAUCAACCGUCAACUGUUUGACCCUUUUAAGCAUGUAUUUUUAAAUUAACUUGGAAAUGUGUUUUGAGAAAUGCAAGCGGUCUAGCACCCCUUACUAAAGUUUCAUACUCCUUGUCAUUUUAUUUCCCUCGUGUUUCUUUAUUUUUAGCAUAGAGUGCAUUGGGAUGCAGUUGCUUCAUAUGAAUUGUGCUGUAUAAAUAAAUAUUGAUUUGUGAUUCUCCUCAGCUUCAGCCCAGCGGAUGUGGCUCCAGUGCUGCAGCGGUAUCUCCCUCCGACACGGCCAAGCCCUCUCCCUCGGACGCCAGCCCCGCCUCCUCAGACUCCAAACAGACCUUCGCCCCCCAAAGUCCCUCCCAGCCCACCGCUUCCCCCUCAGGGGACCCCGCCAAGGAGCCCAGUGCCAGCGCAGCCGCCACCACCAGUACAGCCGCCACCACCGCUGGCCCCAUUUCAGACAGGCAAUCGCCAGGACAAUCCCAGUCCGCCAGGACCCCAGGAAGUGAGGAGUCCAGACAGGAGAAGGUGGAUCGAGUGGAGGGUGUGAUUGAGUGAGUUUUGCGGAAGACGGAAAGGGGAUUUCUUUCUGGUAGUGCUGAGCGAUUAACCAAAAUGUUGGUUAUUUUUCAUUUUUUAAACAACAAAUUGACCAACAUCGGUUCAAUUAUUAGAAUUCCAUUUCGUUUGUUUCUCUAGAGAUGAAUCAGAUCAAGCCCAAACUGUGCAAUGUAGUAGGGAGUUGUAGUUCCCAACAGGCCAAUAUUCUACAUAGUUUAGCGCAUUGACCAUAAUCAAUUGCGCGUCUACUUGUCCAGACACUGAAAGGGAGAGAAGAGAAAGGAGACGUGCUAUCCAGAGGGAUAGAGAGCAGUUGCUUCACGAGGUAUCUCUACCUGAAAAUACAUAAUCUAAUGAUCGAUAGUUGGUAUUUAGCAGUCAUAAGUAUGCCUUAUUUACUUUGAAGAACUACUAAAAUUGGGAUUUUGUCACAGUAUAGACAGCAGCUCUAUAGAAAUUAGAAUUAAAUAAUAAAGUAAUCAAAUAAAACAAAUAUAAUAAUAUACACAACUGAAAUAUUUUAUUGAAGUAAUGUGAAUAUAUUAUGGUUAAUAAGUGUUAAUGAGCAGUCACUACCAUCAUGGGACUUUUAAUAAUUGUUUUAUUCUGUUAAAGCAUUCAACUCACCAUAGUGCAUUUAAUGUUUAAAAUAAUCUAAGCCUAAAUCGAAAACCGUGAUGAUAAAAAAUAAAAGAAUCGAAACCGAACCUACCUCCAAAAAGCUAAAAUCGCUCAGCACUACUUUCUGGUUUAUAGAUGGAUUUGGUUACAAAGCAGUGGAUAUCAUUGUGUAUACAGUACUAACAGUGUCCUCUCUCAGUGAAGUCAAGAAGUCAACUCUGAAUCCCAACGCCAAAGAGUUCAACCCCAACAAAAUCGCACUCACUCUGGUAAGCAAGAAUGUGUAAUACCACGUCAAGAAGAGCAAGAUAAUUAGGAUCUAAAAUGUCUUGACAUGUCUACUAACCAAACAAUGUCUUGAUAUGUCUUGACAUGUGGCUCAGUUGGUAGAGCAUGGUGCUUGCACACAUGACUGUAAGUCGCUUUGGUUAAAAGCGUCUGCUAUCUAUCAUCUAUCUACUGUAUCUAUACUACCAAACACUGUCUAGACGCGCCUAUGUACCAAACGAUGUCUUGACGUCUACGUACCAAACAAUGUCUAGACGUCUACUUACCAAACGAUGUCUAGAGGUCUACGUACCAAACGAUGUCUACAGGUCUACGCACCAACGUGUAGGGCAGGGAUGGGCAACUUUGAUGGGGGUGAAGGCCACAAAAGAAACUGAACUCAUUAUGAGGGGCCGCAGUGGCUCGCGGGUCUGCUUACCAACACAUGCAGUCAGCCUUUUUUGAGGGCCCUAAGUGAAAUUUAGAUUUUAGAAAUGUUUUGCAUUUUUUGAGUUUCUAACCAUUUCAUGCAGAUGAUUUACCUGAUGCGUGAGUCACGGCCGGGCAGAUGGGGAAAAAAGAUAUGCCAGUUCAAUUUGAUAAAUGCCGACAGAGAAUUUGUUCGUUAUGAUGAACUUCACAGGGUGGUGAAAUUGCACGUGAUGUGCUUGAUGUUCCUUUCCAAUAAAUAUCGAGGGUCUUAUUCUUGUGACAUGAUGAUCGAUGCUUCGCUGCCGUUUGACAAGUAAAAAUAAUAUCGCUCUUAUCCAUAAUACAAGCAUUUCGCUACACCCGCAAUAACAUCUGCUAAACACGUGUAUGUGACAAAUAAAAUGUGAUUUGAUUUGAAUAAUCUCAUAAUGUACAGUGCUGUGAAAAAGUAUUUGCCCCCUUUCUAAUUUUCUCUAGUAUUGCAUAUUUUUUUAUACUGAAUGUUAUCAGAUCUUCAACCAAAACAUAAUAUUAGAUAAAGGGAACCUGAGUUUACAAAUAACAAAAACAAUUGAUACUUAUUUUAUUUAUUUAAUUAACACAUUUCUGCAACACCCAAUUCCCCUGUGUGAAAAGGUAUUGCACCCUUACACUCAUUAACUGGUUGUACCACCUUUAGCUGCAAUGACUCCAACCAAACGCUUCCUGUAGUUGUUGAUCAAUCUCUCACAUCACUGUGGAGGAAUUUUGGCCCACUCUUCCAUGCAGAACUGCUUUAACAUCGGCAACAUUUGUGGGUUUUCAAGCAUGAACUGCUCGUUUCAAGUCCUGCCACAAUAUCUAAAUUGGGAUUAGGUCUGGACUUUAACUAGGCCAUUCCAAAACUUAAAAUGUGUUGCUUUUUAACCAUUUUUAUGUAGACUUGAUUGUGUGUUUUGGAUCAUUGUCUUGCUGCAUGACCCAGCUGCGCUUCAGCUCACAGACGGAUGGCCUGACAUUCUCCUGUAGAAUUCUCUGAUACAGAGCAGAAUUUAUGGUUCCUUCUAUUAAGGCAUCCAGGUCCUGAGGCAGCAAAGCAUCCCCAAACCAUCACACUACCACAACCAUGCUUUAUGGGUGGUCCUCUGUAGCUCAGCUGGUAGAGCAUGGCGCUUGUAACGCCAAGGUAGUGGGUUCGAUCCCCGGGACCACCCAUACACAAAAAUGUAUGCACGCAUGACUGUAAGUCGCUUUGGAUAAAAGCGUCUGCUAAAUGGCAUAUUAUAUUAUUAUUAUUUACCAUUGGUAUAAGGUUCUUACUGUGGAAUGUUUGGUUUUCGCCAGGCGUAAUGGGACCCAUGUCGUCCAAAAAGUUAUACUUUUGACUCAUCUGUCCAUAGAACAUUCUUCUAAGAGUCUUGAUGAUCAUCCAGGUGCUUUCGGCAAACUUGAGUCAACUUUUUGGACGAGAUGGGUCCCAUUUUAUGUCUGGCGAAAACCAAACACUGCAUAUUAGGUUUUGGUUGAAGAUCUGAUAACAUUCAGUAUAAAAAAUAUGCCAAAAUAGAGAAAAUCAUAAAGGGAGCAAAUACUUUUUCACGGCACUGUAGAUGGUCUAACCCCACUGUAUCUGCGAGCUGUUUGCUAGAGCGCACGUGCCAAGACCAGAGUAGGCACAUUUGCUAUAUAACGCAUCAGCUUUUGUGACAAAACCAUCAGUAGAGUUGAAAAUGCGAUGGAAACCCAUUUAACUUGUAUUUUUCAUUCGGUACAUGGGAAUUUGACAGCAAACGUUAUUUUUAUGUGUGCGACGUCAUCUCGCACAGACUUUUAUCCGCAAUAAGUCAGUUUGAUGGAAACACAUCUCUGUUGGGGAAAUGCGCAUAUUAUUUUAUGCAGAUUUUAGACUUUGCAUGAAAAUCUGUCGCAAAUUGGAUGAAAACCUAGCUACUGUCUGACAUAAGAGAAACUGCUGAUGCAAAAAAUAAAUAAAAUUCACCGUGUGUAUUCUACUAUUCUGACUCUCAACAGUAAGUUGAGACCCCGAGUUCCCAAUUUUUUAAAUAAUAAUAUUUUCCCAUCCCUGGUGUAGGGUAUAGUUGCCUCUAGAUGCUGAUUUUUGUGUCCGUUUUGGAUUUUCCGCACUAAUGGUUUAGGAUUGGGGAAGGGAUGGGCAUUUGAAAUAAUUUCAAUAUUCAAAUAAUGUCAUUAAUUUCGGGGAGAUAUCGAAUAUUCAAAUAACCGUGCCCAUCCCUAGAUUGGGGGAGGGGAAGCUGAUCUUAUCUGUAUCUAGGGGAAACUUCACCCUGGAGUGUACCAAACACUGCCUAGACAUCUACUUACAAAACUGAUAUAAAUGGUUGUUCCCCUUCCCUCUGUUUCUGCAGACUAAGCCCAACCCUUCACCCACGCCCCCUCGGCAACCCCCUCCCAGCAACGCGGUGGUGCUGCAGCACCCAGGCAGCCAGGGUCCCAUCUACAACGCCCCCUACCUCUCCUACGUCUCCCAGAUCCACUCUGUACAGGUAACACACACACACACACACACACACAGAUCCAAACUGUACAGGUAACCCACACACACAAGACACUUCUUACACUGACACUUUGAUUGAAUUGACUGCAUGCUGUGGGGCAUUCUGUUUCCCCAUCAAAUACUGCUCCUCCCCCUGUUUGUCUGAAAAGUUAGUCCCUAUGAAUGUGAGGCUUUGGGAUUAUUGGUAAUAUUAUAGUCAAUACUAUACUUGAGUUUCGCCAGUAGUGAUGUAGUGUGUGACUAUAUACAGUGUUAUGCUAUUGUUUGAGCGCAGUUUAGGGUCUAGUAUUAGUUAAUGUUAAAAUUGCCUAUAUCCCCUCAUUGAAAAGCCAAUGUGGCUUGUAGCUUUGUGUUGACCUCUUGUCUCCUGGUUUCUGUUUCCCUCCAGCCGCCACAGAUGUACCAGUAUACCAUGUCUACAGUCAGCCAGGGGAAAUACCCCCGAGCCAAAGGUACACGCUCUCUGCACGCCUCUUCUCCGACUCUCUACCAGUGUGCAUGCAUUGUUUACACCUUGACAUACUCUAGCUGAUCCCAGAUCUGUUUGUGCUGUCUGGCCAACUACUAUGGUCAGUAUCAAGUGGAGUUGGCAAGACAUUACAAACACAUCUAUGACCAAGCUAUAUAUAUAACACAUCUUACUUACCUUACUAAUACAUAUUAUUAUUAUUACUACUUCUUUGUAUUCAAACUUCUUUAUCUAGUAAUGCAUGGCAAACUGUUGUAGUUCUACAGUAAAGUUGAGUGUCGGGCAAAACCAACUUUAAAUCGUAAGCAUGUGACUUAAUAUCCCCCUGGGGAUCAAUUCAGUUCUGUAUUGUUCUUUUUAAAGCAUGUUCAUAACUACUAGUGCGUCAUUUCGGGCAGUGUGGUCUAUGUGACUGUGAGCGAGUUCCCCUCCCUGUCAACGUUGUUAUGCAGUCAUGUUUUGGUCUCCCCCAGGCUCAGUGGUGGGGGCCCUCCGCUCGGACCAUGGCAACUCGGGCCCGCCGCAGGCCAUGCUACAGGUGGCGGCGUCUGCAGCCGGAGCCCCCCUGGUGCCGUCACCCUACCCCCAGUCCUACCUGCAGUACAGCCAGCAGCAGGUCAUCCAGGCCAUGACGCCUUACUCCGGACAGGUCAGUGUGUGGGUGGGAAAGUGUGUUUGUGCGUGGCUGUACUGUGUGGGGGCGGGGGGCAGGGGAUAGACCUCAAUUUCCUAUCCCCAGAGUUUUGAAUUGAACGGCCUCCCUUUGCCUUCGUGGUGAUAAAUCUCUAUCCAGUUUUGGUCGUCAUAACUGUAGCAGUCAGAUACUGAAAACAAUGUCUGUCUUUCUCUAUGUAUCUCACCCUCUCUCCCUUCCCCAGCCGAUGUACUCCAUGCUGCAGGGCGGUGCCAGGAUGUUGGGCCAGGGAGGAAGUCACCCCCAGGCCAUGGGCCCUCCAGGGGGCCCCCAGUUCCCCGGCCAAGGUGAGGGGCCUCAGGUGCCACAGCAGGGUAUCUAUGGUGAGUCCAAAACUCAAAGGCAACAACACUGGUUGGAUCCUGAAUUUGGACUGGAUCAUUGUUUUGAGGGUAGCCUAGUCCAAGAUCUGUUUGCUGUUUGUGCUGUAUAGCCAACCAACGACCAUAGGAGUGUAUGCAGCACAAACAGAUCUUGUACCAGGCUACUGGAUCAUUGUUUUGGGGAAUUUAUAAUAAAACAUGAGUGUAAUACGGAAAGUGUCUUCAGCCAAAUAAUAUUUUCUGAAAUCUGAUUGUUUUUCUGCUCUCUUUCUCACCCCUCUCUAGCCCCCCAGUCGUUUUCCCAUCACCAAGGUGCAGUGCAUCAGCCCCAGCCCUCCAGCACCCCUACGUGUAACCAGCCCCCCCCUCAGCAGCACGCCCCCAGCCCUGGACAGGUAAGACCAACACCCCGCAUCCCAGCUUCAAAUCUCACCAUCCCUCUCCUGACCACAUACCAGUUCUAGAACAUACCCCUUUUUAUCUUGAUCACGUUUUUUAUCGACAUACAGCAUUGUUGGGCAUUUUGAAGGUGUAUGUUAAAGGUAUACUCAGACAGCGAUAGGAAGUGGGCUGACUUUCAAUACAAAGAGCGUGAAGCAAGAGAUUAAUCUUCUCAACAGUUGUUGUCACACAGCUAUCACAAUCUGCAAUAUCUUUGUUUCACACCACUACUCGUGGUCAUGUCAUAUCGCUGAGUCUGAGCUUUUAUUCUCCCCUGACAUUCUAUGUUAUGUCUUCUCUAAGUUUAUCCUAUGCUAAUGAUUUCCUUCUCUAUCUCUGCCCAGUCGGGACCCCAGCCCCAGUCUCUAUAUCACUCCGGGUCCCUCUCGGCCCCCACCCCCCCUAACAUGCCCCCCGGACACACGUCGCCCCAGGGCUCGUACCCCCUUCAGGGCUACAGCCUGCAUGGCCACCAGGGAAUCCCGCACACGUACGCCAGUCUGGGGCAGAUAACACAGGUACAUUAACACUGCUGGAGUUACUCUGGGUCCUGUUCAUUAGUGUACAUUUUUUUUAAAAAUUUGAUAAAUAAAAUGAAAAUGUGCCUUAUUGGAAAAGUCCAUAUUUAUUUCAUUUUUCACACAACCCUGGUUAUGACUGUAAGCAGAGAUAAUAAUGUUGUUGAUCUUAUCAGGAAUUCCUCACUUUUCUCAAGUCUUUCAUAAUUGAAAUUGGCCAACCCGCAAACAGAUAUCCGUCUUUUCCUGGCUCUAUUGCGUAUCUAUUCGAAGCCUUCAAAAAUAUAUUCUCUAAUGCCAGAUUAGUAAAGUAAACACCUUUUGGAAGGAGUGAAAAGAAUUACACUCAAUUCCAUUCAAAAAGGGUGGCAGGUGGUCGUUGGUCCAGUAAUUGAAAGGUAGCUGGUUCGAAUCCCAGAGCCCACUAGGUAAAAAACUGUCGCUGUUUCUUUAAGCAAGGCACUCAACCCUAAUUGCUCCUGUAAAUCGCUCUGGAUUAGUCUGCUAAAUGACUAAAAUGAAAAAGCAUAACUGUCCAUCAAUAAGAAAUUUAGAGUGAUUGUAAGAACAAUGUCCUAAUGUUUAUAUUUAGGCAAAUCAUGUCGUUAUACCUGUGUUUUAUAUAUUGUGUGACACAUUUUAUGUAUAUUUCUGCGUAUGUACCAAGAUGUUCAAAUACACCUAAACCUAAAUGUCCCUGGUCCCUCUCCGUAGGCUCACGUCCAAGGGGCCAUGCAGGGACCCCACCACCAGGGCCAACACGGCCACCCGCAGGUAGUGAUGCUCCAGGCCCCGCCCCCCCAGCAGGGCCUUGGACAGGUCUCCCAGCACCCCCAACAUGGCCUCCAGCAAGGGGCCCACCAACACUUCUACAUAGGACAUCCACAAGGUAUGAAGGUGCCCUAA
This is a messenger RNA of Coregonus sp. 'balchen', 37385 nucleotides long. The record is from the annotation of a GenBank genome assembly. NCBI's taxonomy places the organism in Eukaryota, Metazoa, Chordata, Actinopteri, Salmoniformes, Salmonidae.